Oncorhynchus tshawytscha (Chinook salmon) is the source of this 2045-nucleotide messenger RNA. RefSeq names its product zinc finger protein 135-like. Gene Ontology annotation, molecular function: DNA-binding transcription factor activity, RNA polymerase II-specific; RNA polymerase II cis-regulatory region sequence-specific DNA binding. Gene Ontology annotation, biological process: central nervous system development; regulation of transcription by RNA polymerase II. NCBI's taxonomy places the organism in Eukaryota, Metazoa, Chordata, Actinopteri, Salmoniformes, Salmonidae. The transcript has 5 exons. The record is from RefSeq and is a predicted model, not a curated record. The coding region runs from base 667 to 1962 and encodes 431 amino acids. Gene Ontology annotation, cellular component: nucleus.
GAAGAAGACCACUUCCUUCUCAACGGCGCUGAUUCUGGUCUGCUCCGUGAAGCGGAAGAAUUAUGAAUCAAAUCAAAUGUUAUUGGUCACAUACAUAUUUUAUUGCUGGUGUAGCGAAAUGCUUGUAAUGCACUGACUACUGCGGAGGUUGCAUUGUUGAAAAUGCUGCAUGGACACUGCAGACAUCGGAUUGAACGUACACCAGGUUUUUCUGGUUCGCUGCACGGAUAGCGCUGCUGUAAACAGUCUGGUAUUUUAUAGGCGUCCAUUACUGGGCCUCAGACAUUAAAACUAUCUGGACUCUCGAAGAGGACGUUGUUUCAAGUGGAUCUCGGGUAGAGUUAGACGAUAACAGACAACAGGAUUCUUGGUGAAUAAGAAACGCUGAAGAAAGAAUAGCUUACACGAUGAAUCGGCAGCGUAGCUACCAGUCCCAGGGGACCCCUCAAGGAGGACAGAGCUAGUCCGUCCCCUUCCAACCUGCCGGAGUCCCCUGGUCACAACUCUCCUGGUAACGCCUUACUGCUGGAUCUGAAGAGGGUGUCUGUGUGGCUGGUCGACUGCAGGAAAACACCAGGGCAGAGUGGAACUGUGAGAGAAGGACACGAGGAGGGAGAUGAAGAUUUGAUUUCAUCAAGGGACAGCACUAACCAUUCUCUCAGUUGGAUGGGCUUGUCAUCUGCGGAGCCUCAACAACAUCGUGUUGCUGACGAGACAGAGAAGUGUCUCUAUAGACCAGAGCACCCCAAGAAACACCAGCAGAGAUGUAUAGGGAAGAAACCUCAACACUGCUGCUCUGACUGUGGGAAGAGUUUUACUAGCAGGAGUGAUUUCAUUAUUCACCAGUGGAUUCACACCCGGGAGAAACCGUACUGCUGCUCUCAGUGCGGGAAGAGUUUCACUGCUUCUAACGCCUUCCAAUCUCAUCUGCAAAUUCAUGCAGGGGAGAGGCCUUACCCCUGCCUUGAUGGUGGAAAGAGCUUCAAUCAGUCAAGCAACCUGACUACACACCAGCUAACACAAACUGGAGUGAAGCCUUUUAUCUGUGAUCAGUGUGGAAAGAGCUUUGCUAUAGCUUCCACCCUGAGUAGACACCAGGUUACACACACUGGAGAGAAGCCUUAUAGCUGUGAUCAGUGUGGGAAAAGCUUUGCUGUAGUUUCCUCCCUGAUUAGACACCAUCGAACACACACCGGGGAGAAGCCUUAUAGCUGUUAUCAGUGUGGAAAGAGCUUUGCUGUAUCAGAAAAACUAACUAUACACCAGCGAACACACACAGGAGAGAAGCCUUAUAGCUGUGAUCAGUGUGGGAAGAGCUUUGCUGUAGUUUCCUCCCUAAUUAGACACCAUCGAACACACACUGGAGAGAAGCCUUAUAGCUGUUAUCAGUGUGGAAAGAGCUUUGCUCUAUCAGAAAAACUAACUAUACACCAGCGAACACACACAGGAGAGAAGCCUUAUAGCUGUGAUCAGUGUGGGAAGAGCUUUGCUGUAGCUUCCACCCUGAAUAGACACCAGCUAACACACAGUGGAGAGAAGCCUUAUAGCUGUGAUCAGUGUGGGAAGAGCUUUGCUGUAGUUUCCUCCCUGAUUAGACACCAUCAAACACACACUGGAGAGAAAACUUAUGUCUGUCUAUGUGGGAAGAGCUUUGCUCUAGCUUCCACCCUGACUACACACCAGCGAACACACACUGGAGAGAAGCCCUAUAGCUGUUAUCAGUGUGGCAAGAGCUUCAGUCAAUCAGUACACCUGAAUACACACCAGCGGACACACACAGGAGAGAAGCCUUACAGAUGUGACCAUUGUGGAAAGAGCUUCAGUCAAUCAGUACACCUGAAUACACACCAGCGAACACACACCGGAGAGAAGCCUUACAGCUGUGAUCAUUGUGGAAAGAGCUUCAGUCAAUCAUUAAACCUGAAAACACACCAGCUAACACACACUGGAGAGAAACAUUAGAUAGACAUACAGUACCAGUCAAAAGUUUGGACACACCUACACAUUCCAGGGUUUUCAUUUUUUGUAUUUUCUACAUUGUAGAA